Messenger RNA from Amorphotheca resinae ATCC 22711, 801 nucleotides. RefSeq lists its product as hypothetical. The coding region runs from base 1 to 801 and encodes 266 amino acids. NCBI's taxonomy places the organism in Eukaryota, Fungi, Ascomycota, Leotiomycetes, Helotiales, Amorphothecaceae. The record is from RefSeq and is a predicted model, not a curated record. The transcript is spliced from 2 exons.
AUGCGUUUCUUUUCGACUUUCUUCCUGCUCUCUAGCAGCCUCCUUCCACUCGCCUCCGCCGUAUCUCAAACCGGCCCUGCAGCGGCCGUGGCCUCGCCGGACGGUCUCAUCGUUCCUUUUAGUACGAAAUUGCCAGCUUGUGCUUCCCUUUGUGGAAAGCUUUUUGAUGUGCAAGGCGCCUGCACACCUCCGAACAUUGCCGCUGUUUCCCAAUCAUGUUUCUGCACUGAUGGUCGUCUUACUCCCUUUCUCCAACCCGGCACAGCCGGAGUGAGUAGUGUGUGCGGACCCGAGAGUUGUCAGGAUGCAACGAGUCUGGGCGAGAUCCAGAGCUGGUACGAGGGUUAUUGUAAUGAAAAGUCCCCGAAUCCGACGACAACGAGUUCGUCAACAACCAGUGGGGCUCCGACAGCCACGGGCACAGGUUCAGACUCGCAGGGGACACAUGUUGCGCACUCAGGAGGUGGUUAUACCUGGGUGGGCGCACAUUACAGAUGGAUCAUAAUGAUAAUUGUUGUGGGCGUUGGCCUUAUUCUAAUUUGGAUCGCUGCAAUUCUUAUUCGCCGCAGAUAUAUCCGCAAGAAGGAGAAGGAGAUUGAGAUGAGGCCUCCUGUAGCUUGGGGCCCACACCAAAUGCAAGGCAUGACCGGUGGCUACGGUGAUGGAAUCAUGGAUAUGAACCAUAUAGGACCAGUAGGUCCGGUCGUGGACGAAUCCAAGAUUAUAGUCGCGGAUGUGGCACCCACAAAUAGCAAUAGCGACCAGAGCAGUGGCAGUGGAUUGAGGAAACACAGAUCUUAA